Molecule: messenger RNA, 1593 nt
Organism: Telopea speciosissima
Lineage: Eukaryota; Viridiplantae; Streptophyta; Magnoliopsida; Proteales; Proteaceae
Product: beta-glucosidase 13-like
Exons: 12
Coding region: 33-1589 (518 amino acids)
Biological process (GO): carbohydrate metabolic process
Molecular function (GO): beta-glucosidase activity
Source: RefSeq, a predicted model, not a curated record
AAAAAGGGAGAGUAAGAACACCCAAAACAAAGAUGGGGAUUCAACUUUAUCAAUAUCAACUAUUUCUUUUGGUUCUAGUCUUAGUCAAUUUGUUUACUCAUACUGGAUGCGCCAGAAUGAUGAAUCACCAGUCAUCUCCAAUAUUUAGUCGGAGUAGUUUCCCAUCAGGUUUUAUUUUUGGUGCAACUUCUUCUGCUUAUCAGUAUGAAGGUGCAGCAAAAGAAGGUGGAAGGAGCCCAAGCAUAUGGGAUACUUUCACCCAUGAACAUCCAGAUAAAAUCGCGGACCAUAGUAAUGGAGAUGUAGCCAUUGAUUUUUAUCACCGGUACAAGGAAGAUGUAAGUCUAAUAAAGGAUAUGGGCAUGGAUGCUUACAGACUUUCUAUUUCAUGGCCAAGACUUUUACCUUAUGGAAAUCUAAGUGGAGGAGUUAACAAGGUAGGCAUCCAAUACUACAACAACCUUAUCAACGAGCUUCAAUCCAACGGUAUCCAACCCUUUGUGUCUAUGUUUCAUUUUGAUGUACCCCAAGCCUUGGAAGACAACUAUGGUGGUUUUUUGAACCCACACAUUAUUGAGGAUUUCCAAGACUUUGCGGAGCUUUGUUUCAAAGAAUUCGGUGAUCGGGUGAAGCAUUGGAUCACUUUAAAUGAGCCAGCGGUCUUUAUUUUGGGCUACAGCCAGCCAACCUGUCCACCUGGCCGAUGUUCCAAAUCUGUGGGAGAUUGCUCUGCUGGGAAUUCUGCUACCGAACCUUACUUGGUAGCCCACCAUCUACUUCUUGCUCAUGCAGCCGCAGUCAAAUUGUACAGGGAUAAGUAUCAGACAUCUCAAAAGGGCAAGAUUGGAAUAACAUUAAACUCACACUGGACAGUACCUUUCACGGAUAACAAUUCUGAUGUUGAUGCAGCUCAGAGAUCACUUGAUUUCGUGUAUGGAUGGUUUAUUAGCCCUUUAACUUUCGGUUACUAUCCCAAGAGCAUGAGUACCACACUGAAAAAUCGGUUGCCAAAAUUUUCAAAUAACCAAGUGCAAAUGGUUAAAGGAUCAUACGACUUCCUCGGACUCAAUUACUAUACAGCUUAUUAUGUGACUAAUGAUGACCUUUGCAAAGAUGUUAACUCAACUUAUAAUACAGAUUCUUGCUCUAAGCAGCUGCAGGAGAGAAAUGGGAUCCCCAUUGGUCCAAGUACUGGUUCACCUUGGCUUCGUGUAUAUCCACAAGGAAUAUGUGAGUUGUUGCAAUACACUAAGAGAGAAUAUAACAAUCCAGAGAUUUACAUUACUGAGAAUGGAGUAUCAGAGUUGAAUAACAGUACACUCACAUUGGAAGAAGCUCUAAAGGAUGAAUGGAGAAUCGAUUCCUACAAACAUCAUCUUCAGUUUGUCAACAAAGCCAUCGAUAAUGGUGUAAAUGUGAAAGGAUUCUUUGUAUGGUCAUUGCUUGACAAUUUUGAGUGGAGUUUCGGAUACACAGUUCGGUUCGGAAUUUACUAUGUAGAUUACAAGGAUGGGCUGAAGAGAUACCCAAAGCACUCGGCCACUUGGUUCAAGAAGUUCCUCCAAAAUACUCAAAAGAUAAAGUUUUAAAUGU